GCGUAGCUAACAGUCGGCAAUUUGCUUCGUCAGGUUCAGACACAGGCUCUCUCCUAGCUCCCCUCUCUUUAGACACAUUACGCAAUCAUGUUCGAGGCACGACUCCCCCAAGGCCGCAUCGUCAAGCUCAUUGUGGAGGCCAUGAAGGACCUCAUCUCGGAGGGCAACAUCGACUGCACCAAGUCAGGUCUGGCGCUGCAGUCCAUGGAUGGCUCGCACGUUUCCCUAGUGUCGCUUCUGCUGCGUGCCGAGGGCUUCGAGCACUACCGUUGCGACCGCAACAUCUCGCUGGGUGUACAGACGGCGUCGCUGUCCAAGAUCCUCAAGUGCUCGGGCAAUGACGACGCUCUGUCGCUUUCUGCCGAGGACAACGGCGAUGCGCUCAACAUCAUGUUCGAGGCCACUUCCGGCGAUCGUGUCUCGGACUUUUCGCUCAAGUUGAUGGACAUUGACAGUGAACACUUGGGUAUCCCAGGCACUGAGUAUGUUGCAACGGUCCGUAUGCCCGCUGGCGAGUUUCAGCGUAUCUGCCGCGACCUGCAGACGAUGGGUGACACGUGCACAAUUGCCGUUGGCAAGGAGGGCGUCAAAUUCUCGGUCUCGGGUGACCUUGGUGCCGGUAACAUCACGCUCAAGAACAACACGGCCGCCGAGAAGGAGAGCGACCGCGUCAUCAUCACCAUGGAGGAGCCUGUGGAGCUUACGUUCGCGCUCCGAUAUUUAAAUAUGUUCGCCAAGGCCACGCCUUUGUCCGAGACCGUGACGCUUAGCAUGUCGCCCGGCAUUCCCGUCGUCGUCGAGUACGCCAUUGGCGACAUGGGCUACAUGCGCUUCUACCUUGCCCCGAAGGUCGAGGAGGACGACUAAGCAUUAGGGAUGAAGGCUGGGGGGUUGAUCAUUUUAGACCCCGCCACAUUUGCUUUUUUGUUUUAGUGCAUAGAAAUCUGCUGGCAAGAUGCCAUAGUUGCCGCAGAAGAUUUGGCAUCAUAAGUCAAAUGGAAUACGAGAUUAUUUCCACAA
Molecule: messenger RNA, 1020 nt
Organism: Phytophthora infestans T30-4
Lineage: Eukaryota; Oomycota; Peronosporomycetes; Peronosporales; Peronosporaceae
Product: proliferating cell nuclear antigen
Exons: 2
Coding region: 88-867 (259 amino acids)
Biological process (GO): leading strand elongation; mismatch repair; regulation of DNA replication
Cellular component (GO): PCNA complex
Molecular function (GO): DNA binding; DNA polymerase processivity factor activity
Source: RefSeq, a predicted model, not a curated record